This is a messenger RNA of Dipodomys ordii (Ord's kangaroo rat), 2076 nucleotides long. Its product is annotated as zinc finger protein 883-like. Lineage: Eukaryota; Metazoa; Chordata; Mammalia; Rodentia; Heteromyidae. The record is from RefSeq and is a predicted model, not a curated record. Gene Ontology annotation, biological process: regulation of DNA-templated transcription.
UUCCGGUUUCUGGAGCUGAACCAAGCUCCUGGGAAGUUUCUGGAGUGAAGUUCAGUGUUCUGAGUGCCGGAGCCGGGGUGGCAAGAGGCCCCGCCGUGCCUGGCGAACCUGGGGACCUGAAAUCUUUGCUUUCACAAUCAUAUCUGCAGUGCCAACAGCAACAAAAAAUGAGUGGAUCCCUGGGUUUGGUAUCAUUUGAGGAUGUGUCUGUGGACUUCAGCUGGGAGGAGUGGAAGGACCUGGAUGAUGCUCAGAGGACCCUGUAUAAGGAUGUAAUGCUGGAGAUCUAUAGCAACCUGGUGUCCUUGGGACACUGUGUUCCUAAACCUGAAGUGAUUGUUAAGCUGGAGCAAGGAGCAGAACCAUGGCUGGGAGAAGCCCUAGAUAAGAAUAUCACAGAUGUCCAGCAAGUAGAUGGCUUCGGUGAAAUGUGCCAGGAAAGUCCAGACAGACAUCUGUUACAAGUCAUAAUCAAAAGUAGCAACAUAGUGGAGGAAAGAGUUCGUUUUUUAGGUGUGAAAAAUGAAACAAAUCUUCUUACUACAAAUCAGAUCUCAGUGUACAGCGGGAAACUCUCUCAGGAGAGAUACCCCAUGAAUAUAAUGAAUGUAAUUACCAGAAAUCAGAUCUCAGCAAGCCUCAGAGAACUCAAGCAGGAAACAAAUCACAUGAGUGUAACACAUGUGGAAAGUCUUUCAAGCAAAACCCAUACCUCAAUGUUUAUCAGAAAAGACACACAGGAGAGAAAUCUUAUGAAUAUAACCCAUGUGCAAAGUCUUUCAAAAGGAAAUCAUAGCUCGAGGUGCAUCAGAGAACAUACAGGGGAGAAACCACAUAAAUGUAACGUGUGUGGAAGGUCUUUCAGCCAGAGGUCUUAUCUCCGCAAACAUCAGAGCACACAUACAGGAGAGAAACAAUCUGAACGUAAUGCAUGUGGAAAUGCUUUUGUCAUCGAAUCAAACCUUAAAAGGAAUCAGAACACACACACAGAGGAGAAACCAUAUGAAUGUGAGUCAUGUGAAAAGUCUUUCAGCAAGAUGUCUUCUCUCCACAAGCAUCAGCUUACCCAUACAAGAGGGAAACCAUAUGAAUGUAACACAUGUGGAAAGUCUUUCACCCAGAUGUGGUAUCUCCGCAGACAUCAGAAAACACACACUGGAGAGAAACCUUAUGGAUGUAACUCGUGUGGGAAGUCUUUCAUAAUGAUUUCACAUCUCCGCAUGCAUCAGAGCACACACACCGGGGAGAAACCAUAUGAAUGUGACACAUGUGGAAAGUCUUUUGUCAUCAAGUCCAACCUCACUAGGCAUCAGAGAACACACACCGGGGAGAAACCAUAUGAAUGUAANACAUGUGGAAAGUCUUUUGUCAUCAAGUCCAACCUCACUAGGCAUCAGAGAACACACACCGGGGAGAAACCAUAUGAAUGUAAAUCAUGUGGAAAAUCUUUUAGACGGAUGUCACAUCUCUGUAGGCAUCAGAAUAGACACACAGCAGAGAAAUCUUAUAACUGCAACACAUGUGGAAAGUCUUUCCUCUACAAGUCUAACCUCAUUGACCAUCAGAAAAUACACACAGGAGAGAAACCAUAUGAAUGUGACACAUGUGGAAAGUCUUUUCUCAUAAAGUCACACCUCAAUACACAUCAGAAAACACACACAGGAGAAAAACCAUAUGAAUGUAACAUCUGUGGAAAGUCUUUCACCACGAAGGCAAUCCUCAAUUAUCACCAGCCAAUUCAUACAGGAGAGAAGCCUUAUGAGUGUAACAAAUGUGGAAAGUAUUUUGUCUACAAGUCAUCCCUCAGUAUACACCAGAAAACACACACAGGAGAGAAACCAUAUAAAUGUAACAGAUGUGGAAAGUCUUUUGUCAUGAAGUCAUACUUGAGUAUGCAUCAGAAAACCCAUACAGGAGAGAAACCAUAUGAAUGUAAUUUAUGUGGAAAGUCUUUCAGCCAGAGGUCUCGUCUCUGCAUUCAUCAGAGCACACAAAAGAAACCAUAUGAAUGUAACACAUGUGGAAAGUCUUACUGAAAGAUUAAAAAUUAGAGUUACAUUUUACAAUUGCUAACUG